AUGUUGAGGAGGGUGCUAAGCCUGAAGGCUACCCAACUCGCGGUGCGCACGCAGCGCUUUUUCUCACACGGGUUGAUAAAUCUGGGUAUCCUUGCACACAUCGAUGCGGGGAAGACGACCAUAUCGGAGGACAUCCUAUACAACGCCAACGAAAUAAAGGUGAAGGGGAGUAUCCACGACCAGAACACGCAGCUGGAUUUUUUAAGGCAAGAGAGAGAAAGGGGAAUAACAAUCAAGACUGCCUACUCAUGCUUCAAAUGGAAUAAUGUAAAGGUAAACUUAAUAGAUACCCCAGGACAUGUGGACUUCAGCAACGAAACGUUCCUCUCAUUAUGCGUCUCAGAUAAGUGUGUCAUCGUGGUGGAUGCCAAGGAGGGAAUUCAAAUUCAAACCUUCCACCUCUUCCACUACAUAAAGGAAAAUCUCCCCAUUUUUUUUUUUUUAAAUAAAAUGGACAUACACGAAACGGAUCUAAAUUACAACAUUGAAAAUUUAAAAAAGACUUUGAGUAGGAAGAGUGUCCUUGUGACUUAUCCUUUGUAUGAGAAUAAGGUCUUGAAGUUUAUUCUGGACCUGCCUUCCAUGUCGCUUUAUUGGUAUCCACAGGGGAGAUAUGGGCAGAAAUUCACUUACAACAGGAUUGAUUUCGCCUCAGUUUUGCAACACCUUGACUGCAAUGUUGUGAGGAGUCAUUUUGCCGCCAUAGGGGUGAGUCAAGCUACCUCAACUGCUGCUGAGGAGAUCACCACGGAGCGCCUCCUAAAAGUGCUAUCUAGAGAGACUAUUCAUCACAUUUUACAGAAAAGGGAGGAGCUCGUGGAGGCGCUCUGUGAUUUGGAGCCCGACCUGGAGCGCAAGUACGUAAACAAUGUCUGCAUAGAAUACAGCGAGGUGAGGAAGUGCCUAGCCAAGUGGAUAAAACUGAAGCAGAUCUUCCCCGUGUUUGCCGGGAGUGCACUCAAUUCCUUUGGUGUUCACCUCCUUCUGGAUUACGUCACUAACGGUGGUGUGGCGCUGGGGGAUGACAACCACUCCAAUAGGGAGGUCUCCCCAUCUGGAGUAAAAGCACCACAGAUCGGCUCCAAAACGAACGUUAUGCAGGGUGACAUCCUAGUGGGAUCUUCUCCAAUGGGUGUAAGUCAACCCACUGGAGCAGGACGCAACAAUGGGGAGACCCUCCCCCCUGUUGCAGCUAACCCUUCGCAUCACGACGCAAGCAUUACCAUUCAACCCCCCAACAGGAUUAACAAAACGUACCCACCCUUGCAGCGCUACAAAACUGUCCUUUUCAUCUUCAAGCUUGUGAGCGAAAAAAAUGGACACAACACAUUUUGCAAAGUACUCAAGGGAGAGCUAGCUAAAAAUGCCAAGGUUCUAAACCUGCGAAGUGGAGAAACAGAAGUGGUGAAGGGCCUUUACAAAGUCAAAGCGGAUAGGUAUGUUAUGAUAAAUCUGUUGAAGACGAACGAUAUAGGAAUGGUUCGUGGGUUGGAACAUGUCCUCGUCUGCGACUUUAUGUGCGAAUUGGAGGAAUCGUCUUGUAACGUAGAUUGUGGGGACGUAGUGGGGGGAGACCACCGGAUCAGUACCACCAUGUUGCGCAGUAACAAUGAUGGCGCAGCUGACCAGAAAAGGAAAAAAAAAAGCGAGGCGACCGGCCAAGAAAACCAACCAAAACAACUUAACCAGAAUAACUCCCUCCAGGACAUAUACAAAUAUAUGAAACACGAAAUAGAAAGCAAAGAAUUGUGGUUCUUUCUGAAGAAUUAUAAAAAACGGAUAAGCAAAAAUGUCAUCGUGUGCACAUGCGCUAUAGAGCCAAAGGAUUGUAAAAAGGAAAGCGAACUUAAGCAGGUGCUGCGAAACAUCUGCUUGGAAGAUAACAGUAUCGUAGUCUACACAGACCCCAAUCGAAAGCUCGUCAUUGGAUCUAUUGGUAUUUUAAACAUUGAAGUCACGUUGGAUAAAAUAAAAAAUGACUAUAACAUAGAUAUAAGGACUGAGGAGGUGGAAGUUGUAGAGAAGGAGUAUCUUACGGGACACUACGAGGAGACCAUAACGAAAGAGAUGAAGGUGAACUCAAACCUUUCCAACGUAACAAUUGGCUUAACCAUUCGUGAGAAGGAGUUCGUGGAUGUUUCGAGGUUCGUUCAAAAUGCGCUGAGGUAUGAUAGCGUGUCCAAGUUGGUGGGGUCGACUAGGGGGCAAGCAGUCAUCGAGGAAGCAACCAGUGAGAAGCAAAAAAUCACUAUGAUACAGCCGAAUGGUUCCUUGCCGACCGAACUGAACGGACAUGACUCUGUUUUUUGUGCCGCACCCCAAAGGGGGAAUCUGCCCCCAAAUCAACCAAACUGCACCAUUGAGGUGGAGCUUAACAGUCCGGACGAGGGGGUAACUGAUACUGUGGGGUGGGGAAAGUGCACAACCGAAAUUAGUAUUAACGCGAACUGUGAAGGAGGUCGAAUCAACGGUUCACGUGAUUGGGCGAGUGGGUCGAAAGAUGAUCCCCGUCCACAAGCGGAGCUCCCGGACGAAGAGGCAGGUGAAGACGUGAAUGAAGACAUGGACGAGUACCUCCUCAACUUCAACUACGAGGAUCUGUUCAAAAGCAGCGUUCGCGUCCAUAGGGACGUGCACCUGUACAUUGCCGAUCUGCAGAGCAAAAAAAAAAAAAAAAAAAACUUUUACGAAGAAAUUUUACAGAGCUGUAUUGUCACCCUGAAGAACUGCCUAUCCAGUGGCUUCCAAACAAGCGGAAGCAUCAUCAGCACGGAGGUAGAAAUUACAAAGUUGGACAUAUCGGAUGACACCACUGUAGCCGUGGCCAAGUACGCGUGUAAUGACUUGUACUAUCGAAUGAUUAAGCGAGCCAACGUGUGCGUAGCGAAGCCUAUAUCUCUACUGCAAAUUCAGACGGACGAAUCCUUCGUCGGCAUCAUAGUGAAGGACCUAAUUCAGCAAAGAAGUGGAACCAUUAUUCAGAUCACGAAGAAUAAUGACUCCCGCCAUUUUAAGAGCAUGAAGAUCUUCGCUAUCGUUCCGGUUAAGCAUACGCAUAACUACGCCUCUACUUUGAGGUCCAUUUCGAGUGGCCACGCCAACUGUUUGAUGACCUUUUGCGGUUACAGCAGGGAGGGGUAA
This is a messenger RNA of Plasmodium coatneyi, 3141 nucleotides long. RefSeq lists its product as uncharacterized. The transcript has a single exon. Gene Ontology annotation, cellular component: mitochondrion. Gene Ontology annotation, biological process: mitochondrial translation; ribosome disassembly. Lineage: Eukaryota; Apicomplexa; Aconoidasida; Haemosporida; Plasmodiidae. The record is from RefSeq and is a predicted model, not a curated record. Bases 1 to 3141 code for a protein of 1046 amino acids. Gene Ontology annotation, molecular function: GTP binding; GTPase activity.